AUGUCGUCCUGUUCGGCAGCCCGCGGCCCUUUGGCUGAGGCUAUCGAUGAGUUUCUCGAAGAACUGAAGAGUCGCGAUCGGAAGGGUCGGUUCUAUCAUGAAGUACUAAACUCGCGGGCCGUCAUGGCGGCCGCAACAAAUCAAAAGGGAGUGAACGCCUGCGCUGGGGAGUUGCUGGAUUUUGUGAAACAACUUGAGCAACGAAAACAGGCAUCAAAGACAGUCAGAGUCCUCGGAGCGAUCGGUCCUUUCAUCGAUGGAAUGCAGAACAUGAUGACAGCUUGCCAGACGAUGAUACAAGCAAGCCCUUUCGCAGUGGGGGUAGUGUUUGCUGGUGCGCAAAUCGUCCUCGGGUUGGCCCAAAAUGUGAGUAAAGCGUUCGAUAUAGUUAUCGAAGCCAUGGUCGAAACCGGCGCUUCUCUUAAGUGCUAUGCCAAGUUUGCAGUCGCAUAUGAAACCUGUAAUGAGGUUCGUGAGCGGCUAGUGGCCUCAUACAAGACGAUCGUGAGUUUCUGGGCCACGGCAACGAAACUUCUUGACCAAAACUACCUUAUCGGUACCAUCAAGAACAUCUUCCGCCCUUUGGUGGCCGAGAUGCAGGGCACCGUGGACUCUUUGCGUCGGGACUGUGCUAGAGUGGAAGCGAUAGCCCAAGCCGAAGAAGCCGUACGAGCGAACGAGGAUAGGAAACGUGCAAGAGCGGAGCAAGAAGAGAAGCUGAAAAACGGCAUUCGCGACUGGAUCGCCGCAGGGGAUGACCUCGAAGUCCGAUGCGACCUUCAAAUGCAUUCCGAACGUCGGCACGGAACGACGUGCGCCUGGAUAUUUGAAGACGAAAAGUUUCAGCACUGGCGUGACAGUACUUCAGAUCCUGUUCUCUGGUACAAUGCACCUCCAGGGUCUGGAAAGACUGUUCUCUCGUCCGCCGUGGUCAAGCAUCUAACCGAGAGAGGUCUGCCCAUGGCAUACUUUUUCUACUCCUUUAGCGAUUUUACCAAACGCAAACCUCUAUCAGGUCCGAAGGCACUUGCGCUUCAACUAAUGAACAUCCUCAAAACCGGCAUCCCGGACAGAGUCAUUGAUCUCUACCGAGAAGAGAUUACGAAGAACAUGAGACACAUGCGCCUACGAGACCACGCGAUCGAAGUCUUACAUGAAUACCUGAAGCAAUGCCCUCUCGUGUACAUUGUUGUGGAUGGAUUGGACGAAAGCCUUGAUGAUGAGAAUAUGCGAUAUAUACUCAGUUCAAUUGUCCGUGCUCCGGUAUACGGAACGGUGAAGUGGUUCUUCACUAGUCGGAACGAGGGGCAGAUCCAAGGCAUAAUGAAAAACUUGAAUGCAGUUUUCCUGUCCCCCACACCCUCUACACUUGCGGCCGAGAUCAAACUGUUUUUGACUAGUGGCUUGCAGCCAAUCGCCAAAUCUUUGGAACACGUCGAUGACUAUGUUGAGUACAGCGAAGGGAGCUUUCUUUACUCCAAGUUUUUACUGGAUACUUUACGCGGAAAAGGCGUCACAUGCGACAGAGACAUCCAGGAAGCCCUUCAUGGAUUUCCCCAGGGUUUGACAGGAUAUUAUAUGCGCAGUCUGCUGAGGUUGGCUUACCGGAGUCCGCCCGAGCGCGAUCUUGUGAGGCGACUUUUCACCAUUCUUGUCACUGCCGUUCAGUCCGUCACCUGGAAUGAACUUUGCAAUGCCCUAGCAAUUCGACCCGGUGCUCAGGAUUACUCUAUCGAUUCUGUGCCGCAGGAGAACGUGAUACAUGGCCUAUGUGGCUCCCUGUUACUUUUUGAUCGCUCUUCCGAAGAGUCCAAGAACAAUCCGCGGGUGAAACUAUUCCACAAAACCAUCCAGGACUUCUUGCUGGAAGAUCCUCAAAAUUUACCAAUCGACAAGUCAUUCAGCGACGUUGAGGAGUUCACACUCGCUGAGAUGAAGAAACUUUUCAUCGACCCUACGGUGGCCUCUGUCCAAGUUGGCCGUAACUGUAUGACACUUCUGCAAUAUCGCCGCUAUAAAUCAUUUUCAGAAGCCAAAGCAAUCCUGGAUGAUACUAACACUGAAAAUGCAUUCUUGAAAUAUGCCGCAGCGUUCUGGUUUUUGCACUUGAUAUGUGACGAAAACCAUUCGAAAGAGGCUUUCGAAGAGGUGCGGAAAUUCAUGGAGAGCCCAAACUUCUGGACCUGUGUCGCUGUUCAGAGUUACGUUGUCCCUUACAACUUUGGCCGAUAUGCACAAGCUGGACCGACGGAGUACAAGAUGGGAGUCCGGCGAGCGGAUUGGAGCAAAGAUGAUUGCUUUGCGGUUCCUCUUCCCAAUUGGCUGGGGCAGUAUCCUCCAUAUGGACCUCAGCUGGACAUGGAUUUCUGCUCUUUUGUGAGUGAUUGGCAUGAGGUUCUUGCUUCGCGACCUGGCACAUUGGGCGACUGCGUUCCACUGAGUACCAUGAAAUCGAGGAUUGGUGAUCAUCUCCACCGGUCGGAGCGAAUCAAAGUCUGGAGAUCGAAUGAAAAGAUGGACCUCAAGGAUAUUGAGCAACUGCAGGUCACUUCCAUGUCUCUUUCCGCUGGCAAACUGUUCGCCGAGCUAAUUUGCAAGGAGCGGUUGGAUCCUCCAGGGCGUAUUCACUAUCACCGUGUUUCCGUCUUUUCCAAAGGUACGAAGAUCCAUAGCAGCUUUGACACCGGGUCCCAGCUCGUGGAUCUCGCAACCACUGAGACAGACUUCCAAGUCCUUGGCAGCGGCUCCCAAACCCAAGUACUAGAAUUUGACGGGUCUCAUCUUCAACUCAAGCGAACCGUGAAUGAUCUGUCCCAAACCUUUUCCGCUCCAAAUUCCUGGAAACCAGGAACUUCGUCCCAAGCCUGGCGUGUUCAAUGGAAGAACAGUCAAACAGUGCCCCACGGGAAGCUUGUUCUUUUCCAUGUUGUUCAAGAGACUGCCAAGAGAGGCAAAACACAAGAUGAUGACACCGACUCUGACUCCUCUGAUUCGGAGUCGGAUUCGGAUUCAGACUCGAGCUCUUACCCAGAGUUGAAGACUGACUCCGACACAACCGCUCACUAUGAUUCCGGGUACGACGACGGCCCCCCCGCAAGAACUCAGCGUCGGGCCAUGGAAAAGGCACCGACCGACUGUGUGAUUCUUGUUUGGGAAUCAUCCCAACCUUUAUGGAUUCCAGUGGCUUUGGAUCAAAGGGUCCGCCAGGGAAUUCCAUUUGCGAUGCACCCUUACUUGCCGAUUGUCACCCUGAACUGUCUUAAUGGACAGACCUUAAUUGCCAAUCUUGAUACCGGCGUCUGGCAUAAUGAAUAUCACCAACCCGCCCUGAAUGACGACAAGUUCCCUCUUGUCUGUCAAGAACUUCACUUUUCUUCGUGCGGACAGCUCCUGCACACCUUGCAAGCAUCCUUCAGAGAACAACCGAAUGAUACAGAGUGCCAAUUAUCUCUUUCAACGAGUCGCUUCAUUGCGAACCAAGAGGGUCAUAACUGGCUGGAUCAUCCGAGCCCUGUCCGGCGAAUCACAUAUAGGAUCAAGGAAUCCCUUGAUACCCUUCCAUCGGAUCUCAUUCUCGCGCAUUGGGGUGAAGGUGAUCUUGUCGUUGCUCUCCCACCCUUGACUUGCGAGCCCAAAAUUGUAAGACUCAGCCUCCCCAGAUUGCCGGACGCGGAACCACAUCCCUCCUCGCAUGGUGUGCAAACAUUACAGAACCCGAUCUACUUUCCCUCUUCGGCCACCACAUCAGGUCCGGUGCUACUAUACCGCCAUCGGUCUUCACCGAAAGACCACGAACUGUUCCUCGCUCUCACCCAAAAGACGUCGGCCUGCCAAACGACGGUUACCGAUGGGCAACCUCCCUCUUCCACUCCCUGCCCCGUAGUGAUCCGCUGGAGGAUUCCGAAUGGGGACGGAUGGAGGGACUGGAAUUCUGAUCAUGAUGAACAGUCUGAAGACCUAAAGCGAGGGGUUGACGACGCUCGCAUUUUGCGCGGCGGCUUUGUGGAUGGAGAUAAGCAGUUUUACGUCCCGAUUCGGAGCGGACUGGACUGGACGCGAAAAGGGUACUUGACGUGUUCCUAA
This is a messenger RNA of Penicillium canariense, 4083 nucleotides long. Its product is annotated as ATP-binding protein. The transcript is spliced from 6 exons. The record is from RefSeq and is a predicted model, not a curated record. NCBI's taxonomy places the organism in Eukaryota, Fungi, Ascomycota, Eurotiomycetes, Eurotiales, Aspergillaceae. The coding region runs from base 1 to 4083 and encodes 1360 amino acids.